UCGACGAGCACUACGCGAACAACUGCAGUUCGCAAACAACGGUAUCUCACGCAAAGUCAAGGGCGAUCGAACGGAGUCGAAAAGCAAAGUUUGAACAGCAAAAUUCAUACACGCCAAUAAACGGACGAAUAUGCUGAAGAUCUUAAGACUCCAAAAGUGUUUCUCAAUCAGCGCCACAUACAGUGUGCGCGGCAUUGGCAAUGUGACGCUGAACCAAGAAUGGUACAAAGUUAAAAUGGCUAGCGUAUCAGAAAAUCUCAUGUCCCAAGUUGCCGAAGUUUUGCCUUCUGGCGGGCGUAAAGUGUCUAUUGUCGGCAUCGGUCAAGUCGGCAUGGCUUGCGCUUUCAGUAUUCUCGCACAGAAUGUGUCCAACGAAAUUUGCCUCGUUGAUGUGUGCCAAGAUAAGUUGCAAGGUGAAAUGAUGGAUUUGCAGCAUGGUUCGAAUUUCCUGAAGAACCCCAAAAUCACCGCCAGCACUGAGUACGAAGCGACCGCUGGCUCGCGUCUGUGCAUCGUCACAGCUGGCGUGCGCCAGAAGGAGGGUGAAUCUCGUUUGUCGUUGGUGCAGCGCAACACCGACAUUCUCAAGCACAUCAUUCCAAAGUUGGUGAAAUACUCACCCGACACUAUUUUGUUGAUGGUCUCAAAUCCUGUUGAUAUUAUGACUUAUGUCGCCUGGAAGCUGUCCGGUUUGCCAAAGAAUCGUGUCAUUGGCAGUGGUACCAAUUUGGAUUCGUCACGUUUCCGUUUCUUGAUGUCACAACGUUUGGGUGUGGCGCCCACCUCUUGCCACGGCUGGAUCAUUGGUGAGCAUGGUGAUAGCUCAGUGCCCGUAUGGUCGGGUGUGAAUAUUGCCGGUGUGCGUUUGCGUGAAUUGAACCCCAACAUUGGCACCACUGAAGAUCCCGAGAACUGGGAGGAGGUACACAAGAAGGUCGUCGAUUCCGCCUACGAAGUGAUCAAGCUAAAGGGCUACACCUCAUGGGCUAUUGGCCUGAGCUCGGCUGCACUCGCUUCGGCCAUUUUGAGCAACACCAGCAACAUUGUUGCGGUCUCCACUUCUGUACAGGGACAACACGGUAUUGACAAGGAUGUCUUCUUGUCGUUGCCAUGUGUGUUGAACGCCAACGGCAUCACCUCGAUCGUCAAGCAGAUACUCACAACCACCGAAGUGGAGCAAUUGCAGAAAUCGGCCAACAUUAUGGAUCAAGUACAGGCUGGCAUUAAGUUCUAAAGCGUUUGGUUGAAAUAAAAUGUGUAUGGAAACCUGCUAGAAGCUAUAUAAGAUCAGGAGAAUGUUAUGUGUAAAAUAAGUGUUUGUUUCGAAGAACUUACCAUAGUAUUUAUUGACUUAAUUUAAAUGUUUAAACAGAAAAUCUCCGCGCUACACUUUUAUAGCCAAAGUCAAGUUGUAUUAAUUUAGGUCAUACAUACAUAUUUACGUACGUUUAAUUUAUGUGUUUAAUUUUACUUUUUUAUUUUUAAUGUUCCUAGUCUAAAAAAGCAACAACACAAAAUAAAAGAAAAACAUUUUAGUUUAGUAAAAACAUAA
Molecule: messenger RNA, 1552 nt
Organism: Zeugodacus cucurbitae (melon fly)
Lineage: Eukaryota; Metazoa; Arthropoda; Insecta; Diptera; Tephritidae
Product: L-lactate dehydrogenase
Exons: 3
Coding region: 131-1234 (367 amino acids)
Biological process (GO): carboxylic acid metabolic process
Cellular component (GO): cytoplasm
Molecular function (GO): L-lactate dehydrogenase (NAD+) activity
Source: RefSeq, a predicted model, not a curated record